This is a messenger RNA of Wallemia mellicola CBS 633.66, 900 nucleotides long. RefSeq lists its product as hypothetical. Bases 1 to 900 code for a protein of 299 amino acids. The record is from RefSeq and is a predicted model, not a curated record. The transcript is spliced from 5 exons. Lineage: Eukaryota; Fungi; Basidiomycota; Wallemiomycetes; Wallemiales; Wallemiaceae.
AUGUCAGAUUAUCAAACUUUGUUGAAAUCAAUAAAAGAUAAAGGAAUUGUUUUCACAUCAUCUAAAGAUGUCGAAGCCGUUGUAGAAUACGCAAGAAAUGGUGCGAGAAUUCUCGUAGGAUGUGAAAGCGAGGAAUCAGCGCAGAAAUUCCAAGGGAUUGAUAACGUUAAAACUAGUCAACUCAACGUCAGUGAUUUCGGACAACUCGCAUCCUUCUUUGACAACGCUCUGAAAUAUCUCGGUAACGUUGAUAUAAUCGUAGCGAACUCAACACGUAGAGAAGCACAGAACAUAUUUAGUAUUGAGAACAAAACUCCUACGAGUCAAAAACCAGAUUUGUCUAUCGUGAACAACAACGUAUAUGGAAUUCUCUACACUGUACAUACUGGUGCUAAUGCUUUGAGAAAGAAUCCAAGCAAUGAUAAGGCUAUUGUUUUCGAUGGUGAUGGUGACGCUGGACCUGUAGACAUCGAAAACGCGAUUUUGCAUGCUUCACUGGAGCCUAAUUUCUCAUGUACUCACGCUAUGUUCACCUCAGGUGUUUCAGAAGGCUGGAGAUCCAAUAUCAUCAAUCCAAAGCAGGCACUCGACAAAGAUACACUCGCUACCGCUGAAAAGUACGACCUCACCGGUGUAGAAAAUGAAAAAUUCUCACGGAGGCAUGCAAUCCUCGUUGCAGCAACUAUGCAAUCCACGCCUGCCAGUGUAAUCGUCGAUGAGACCGGAUUAUCUACUAUACCUCACCCAAUCAUCAGAAUGUACGGUAUUGAAAAACUCAAAAUGAGACUUCGCAUAUUGGGUAAAAUUGCAGUAGCUGUACGCACCGGUAAGGUCAAGAAGUGGGCCACUGCUGCCUUAAUUUUUGGAUGUACAACAGCUCUCGCUCGUAGAUUUUUAUAG